ACGCACAUUCCAAUAAGGGUGGCAGCCAUUUUGGCCACACUUCACAACUCGCUCACUACACCCCGAAAUUAUAUUUUCUUCUGUUAGAAAGUUAACUUCUGAUGCAACAAGAAACCUUGUGUGCACCGUAAUUUUAGCGGACUGCCCCAUUUAGUGAAUAAUUGGAAAAGGAAAAAUUUGUACACGCUAAAUUUUUGAUAAAACUGCGGAAACACUGGUCUUUACCAUUUUAAGAAACUGACAACAAUCAAAACCGUAUUUUAAUGAGUCAAAUACAUCUAUUUCGAUAAGCCGACCGUCAGUUUGGCACCACUUCACACAACUUGCUCAUCAUACCGUCGUCUCUGGGGAUAUUAAUUUGUGCCAGCAUAACACAUUUUUCUGGAAAUGUAACCAAAUUUUAGUGGAAAACACAACCCAAUGUGGUCAAUAAUUGUGAAACGAUACCAAUAAUUUGACUCCACUCCGCCCCUGGUCCGAAUGGGAGUGGCCGAAAGAGCCAAAGUCCGGGGUCAUCAAUAUCUGACGAUGAGCGGGGCAUCCAGAAGCGCUCUCCACCUUAGUAUAAAAUGUAUCAAAAUAAAUACAAUUAUUUACAAUGCAGAAAUACGUACUUGUCAAAUCUACCAAAUCAUGAUGGCGCGCAAAAAUUACCCUGGACUCGCGAGACGAUAAGUCGUAAUCUAAGAAAAAACAAGCUGCUUGAGUCAUACUUUGUCCUACAAGUUUAAUUACCGUGAACUGAUUUAAUCAUCGGCCAAACGUGUUGGCAAUGGCAUCGAGUAGAAUCCUUGAAAAUAUUAUUAACGAGAAUCACGAGGCUCUCAUAAAAGCGUUGGAUGUGAGUGAGUCUCUGCUAAGCUAUCUCGAACGGAAGAAAAUUAUCAACGAUGAAACCGUGGACUCGCUGGGCAAGACUAACGGAAAAGAGAAUAAGGCCGUUAAAUUACUUAAAAAUCUACGAGAUUGUAGGACCGAUAAAGACAUAGAAGAAAUUAAGCGUGCUCUCGAUGAUAGCUGCAACAGCAAAGCUCUUGAAAUAUUUGACCAGUACAUGGCAGCCGGUUCCCCAGGCCAACAUGGAAACCAAUCCAUUUCCACACAUCUAGAUGAUGAACGAAAACAAAUACAAACUAAUCAAGAAGAAAUUCAGUUCUUACCAGUUCCAAAACCUGAUAAAGAUUUCACAGGUAGGACUAAAUUUAUGAGUGAAAUAAUCAAAUCCCUCACGUCAUGGAGCACAGAAAACUCAAGUCAUCAGAUCGGCUUCCCUUUUGUCGACAUACACGGUCUCGGGGGUCAUGGAAAAACACAAACUGCACAGAAAAUCGCACUAAUAUGUGCAGAACAAAAAUUAUUUUCUGGCGUGAUCUGGAUAGAUGCCGAACAACAAUCUGGAAUAAUCGAUAAAAUCACAAGAGAAUUAAAAAACCAAGGAAUUAAAGACUUGUCAGAAAAUGACGGGAUAUUACUUGCCAAUAAACUUUACGAGUUACUAAUUUCAAAAAAUCCACACAAAUUCCUAGUAAUAUUUGACAAUGUCGAGUCAUUUGAAGAAAUCAAGAAAUACUUACCACUUAACAAAGAUUUGAAUAAUGUUGCCGUCUUACUAACAUCGGUGGAGAAAAUUUUAAUUCAAGAUGAAAUGGGUGAAGUUAAGACGUUCAGGGUGGACAUUUUGGAAGAAGCUGAAGCUGAGGAACUGUUUCGUAAAAUAUUACAAGAUAAAGUUUAUUGCGAGCCAGAUGAGUUAUCUCAUCUUGUCUCAGAGUCUGGAAGAAUACCAGUAAUUAUCCGUGUCAUGGCAGGAACCAUCGCCAGCGUUUGUAACCAUAGAGGCUCUGCCUACAAGAUAACCCAGUAUCUGCAAGAAAUGAAGGAUAAAUCAAGUCUUCAUCUUAGAUAUCCAAAUGACCCCAAUACCAAAGAUGAUCUCAACUUGCAAUACAAGAAAAGCUUGUACGUUUGUGUCAAGAUUUCCCUGGAAAAAUUACAAAAAUCCAACCACGAGUAUGCUACCCUUGCAAUGCAUUUUAUUGAAAGAUGUGCCUAUUUCUCUCAUGAGUGUGAUCUUGACUAUUUCCUGGAUCAUGUCACCACUAUCAAACAAGAUAUAAAAGAGAUAUCAAGGAAAGCAUUGGUGCGUCUUGAACCACAAGAAAUGCUAGAAAAUGCCAGUCAUCUUCUUUCAUCAUUAUCUUUGGUCAACGUCCGACCUUACGAAUUUCGCUUUUCAAACUAUAAAAUUAAAGUAGAAAUACAUCGCCUCAUUCACAGCACAUUGAGGUUAAUACAGGAGGACGAGAAACGAGACCACGCCAUAAUUAAGGAACUCAUCGUCUGUGAGGAUUUUCCAAACCAUAAGUUUAGCACAGACGUGAAUCUGAGGGGAUACAACUUCCUGAGAGACAAGUUUUUUGACUCUACUCCCAUCGCAAUUCUUUGGUCCCAUGCAGCAAACCAUGCAGACCUGGUCAGAGAGCAUUUCAUGGAUAAAGGAUCGUUGCCAGUUAUGAUUUCCCGCGGUCUUUUUAGCCAAGUCAAACAAAUAGUUAAAUUACUAGGAGGAAAGAACGCAGCCAAGGAAAUAAUACAGAAAGGGUGGAUCGAUCCAAAUGGAUUGCAAUUAGCCUUACUAAAGGAUUUUAAUGGACUUGGACGUGAUUUUGUACGACUACUAAAAGACAACCGAGGUGAUAUUGCCAAACCACUCUUGACCGAGGUGAUAAAAGAGACUUUAGGUUUUUGCGUAGAAAGGACAAACGUUAAUGUGGUAACCUUCUUGGUGAAGGAGUUCGCAUUUGAGUUCAUUUUUUUCACAAAUGAGAUUUACCAAGGUCGUUCUUUACUUUGGCUAGCUAUAGUUAACCGGAAAUGAGACAUUGCGAACUAUUUAUUGGACAAGAAUGCAAAUCCAUGUAUCAAACACAGAGGUGGGGCAACUGCCUUACACAUUUGGGCAAGUAUGGCGAAUAUCCUGGCAACCCGAAUUGUGUCAAAAUGUCCAGAAUUAAUAUACGAAAAGGAUCAUGGCGGAAAAUUCCCUUUCAUGAUAGCGGCUGAGUAUGUAAAUCUAAAUGGUCUUAAUUUUCUACUGGACAAUAUGGAAGACCCAAAUUCUCACAUUAAUUGUCCCGAUAAGCAUGGAAAUACUGCUCUGAUACUUGCCAUUAAAGAUGCUUAUAGGGGACCAAUUUCGGAAGUCAUCCAGGUUUUGGUAAAGCACGGAGCAGACAUUCAUUACAUAAAUCCUAACACUUUAGAGAAUGCGUGGCAUUAUGCAAUUAGUGGGAGCAAGUUAGAAAAACCCGAAUUAUUAUUCUCUCAAGACAAUACGUGGGAUUAUGCAUUUUCUUGGAGCAAUGUACGAAAAUCCGAAUUAUUAUUCCCUCUACUCAAAAUCUUACUAGAAUAUGAGGUUUCACCAGAUUUAUUAGAUAACAAAGGCCGUACAUUCUUUCAUUCGAUUCUGAUCAGCGAUAAUCUCCACAUGCUGAAACCCUAUAUUACUCAGUUCUUGGAGUUCUUCGUUUCAAAUAAUUUGGAAAGAAUAUUUUAUUGCAAAAACGGAGAGGGUCUGACGGUUGUGGAACUUGCUGAGAAACUCAAAAUAUAUGAAAGUAGUGAUGGCGAUAGUUUAUUGGAUGUUCGGAUACCAUUAGAUGAGAAAAGGGUCAUCGCAGAACCAGACAACAUACACGAGUGUAACGUUUCAAAUCCUGAUGAACUCGAUAUUAGUGGAAGCGUAUCUUCAAGUGAUGAUGAGUAUUGGCAAGAUAGAAGGGACCUGCUAGAUAUAAUUAUUGAUUUCAUUAAGAAAUUGAAAUCAAAUGAACUUAACGUGCAAUGAGAUUUAUUUGUAGCGUCCAAAAAAUAAACAAAUUAUAAUUAAUUUGUGUA
This is a messenger RNA of Folsomia candida, 3900 nucleotides long. RefSeq lists its product as uncharacterized. The transcript is spliced from 10 exons. NCBI's taxonomy places the organism in Eukaryota, Metazoa, Arthropoda, Collembola, Entomobryomorpha, Isotomidae. Gene Ontology annotation, molecular function: ADP binding. The record is from RefSeq and is a predicted model, not a curated record. Gene Ontology annotation, biological process: defense response; regulation of apoptotic process. The coding region runs from base 773 to 2878 and encodes 701 amino acids.